AUGAGGAUUUGUUCUUUAUCGAAAGGGAUGGUGACAUGGAGACAAUUAUUGAGAGGUCUGUUAAUCGAUGGCGGGUUUGCUUUACCUAGAAGUAUUGUUGGCUUUAGCAAUAUGAGGGAUCCACCUCUUGUCUUAUUGAUUAAAACAUAUUCUUUGCAAAGUUUGGAGAUUUUGAUUCUUUCGAAUAAUUUGUUGAGGCGGGUUCCUCCGAGUAUUGGGAAUUUGAGGAAGCUUCGCGUGCUCGAUUUGGAGGAGAAUCGCUUGGAGACGCUGCCGAAUGAUAUUGGGUGUCUGCACGAAUUAAAAAAAUUAAUCGUGCAAUCGAAUCAAUUGACGUCGUUGCCGCGGGCAAUCGGGCAUUUAUCGAGUUUGAUCUUUUUAAGCGCCGGGGAAAAUAAUUUGGGGUAUUUACCCGAAGAAAUCGGGACGUUGGAAAACUUAGAGUCGCUCUACAUCAACGACAACCCCUCAUUACACAAUUUACCAUUCGAAUUAGCACUGUGUUCGAACCUCCAAAUAAUGAGCAUCGAAAAUUGUCCUUUAUCCCAAAUUCCCGGGGAAAUCGUAGCGGGGGGGCCCUCAUUAGUUAUUCAGUAUUUAAAAAUGCAAGGUCCUUAUCGUGCCAUGUGAUGUAACGAGUAAUGUUUUUGUUUAAAUUGUAAAUUUUAAGUAUUAUUUUUUAUGGUUCACUUAAUAGCUCUCUCAAUCGCCAAAAAAAAAUUAUUAAAAAAUUAAUUUGUUAUAAA
Molecule: messenger RNA, 746 nt
Organism: Onthophagus taurus
Lineage: Eukaryota; Metazoa; Arthropoda; Insecta; Coleoptera; Scarabaeidae
Source: RefSeq, a predicted model, not a curated record